Messenger RNA from Medicago truncatula (barrel medic), 1390 nucleotides. RefSeq names its product diphthine methyltransferase homolog. The record is from RefSeq and is a predicted model, not a curated record. The transcript has 3 exons. Gene Ontology annotation, cellular component: cytoplasm. Gene Ontology annotation, biological process: protein histidyl modification to diphthamide. NCBI's taxonomy places the organism in Eukaryota, Viridiplantae, Streptophyta, Magnoliopsida, Fabales, Fabaceae. Bases 210 to 1256 code for a protein of 348 amino acids. Gene Ontology annotation, molecular function: diphthine methylesterase activity; protein binding.
CAUAGUUAAACCUUUUUUGGAAGUUACCAAAAUCCUUUGAAAAAAAUUUCACCUUCGCUCUUCUCUUUCGCCACGACACCUUCAGCUUUGUUCUCAGUCCAUCAUCUACACUUCUCCUUCACAGCUCUCGCCCACCAUCAUUCCCUCUCUCAACACUGAAUCAUUCCACAUUUUUUUCCUACUUUCUUCAAGGCAACUAUUUUGUCAGCAUGGAUGUAGCACAUUGCUAUUUAGAAGGUAAUGCAGAUGCUGUGGAGUUUUGUCCACAUGAUAGGCACCACAAUGUUUUAGCUGCAUCCACUUACACACUACAAGAAGGUGAUCAACCCAGUAGAUCUGGAAGCAUUUCACUCUUUAAUAUUGAUGCGGACACAGGCAAGUUUGACACAGUUUAUAGUGAGGAGACUAGUGGGAUUUUUGACAUAAAGUGGAAUCCACCGGCAGGGAACAUAAGUCCUUUUUUAGGUCAAGCAGAUGCUGAUGGAUACUUGAGAAUUAAGAUGCUGGAUGGUUGCUCUGAUGGAAUACAAGGGGCUAAUCUAAAAGAGAUUACAAGUGAGAAAGUCAGUAACUCUAUGUGCUUGUACCUGGAUUGGAAUCCUGCAUCCACAUCCAUCACAGUAGGGCUUUCUGAUGGCAGUGUUUCUAUUGUUUCUCUUCAUGAAUCCAAGCUGGAAAUACAAGAAGAGUGGAAGGCACAUGAUUUUGAACUUUGGACAACCUCUUUUGAUAUCCAUCAGCCAAAUUUGGUAUAUACUGGCUCCGACGAUUGCAAGUUUUGUUGUUGGGAUUUGAGGGAUAGUCCUUCCAAACUUGUAUUUAAGAACUCUAAGGUCCACAAAAUGGGUGUUACUUGCAUUGAAAAGAGUCCUCAUGACCCAAAUACCUUAUUAACUGGAAGUUAUGAUGAAUUCUUGAGAGUGUGGGAUUUAAGAUCAAUCUCAAAACCUGUUAAUGAGACUUCAAUUAGCUUAGGUGGAGGAGUUUGGAGGGUGAAGCAUCAUCCCUUCAUCCAAGGCCUUGUUUUGGCUGCUUGCAUGCAUAAUGGUUUUGCAAUUGUUGCUAUUAAAGGCGACAAAGCUGAAGUGUUGGAAACGUACAAGAAGCAUGAUUCCCUUGCAUAUGGAGCAGACUGGCAGAAAGGAGAAGCAAAUCACACGAAAGGGAGCAGUAAACCAGUAGUGGCUACUUGCUCUUUCUAUGACAAACUUGUCAGGGUAUGGAGGCCAUGUAAUGAUAUUAAUAUUGUCUUAUAAAUUCAUGUUUAACUUUGAGCCCUCAAUUUUUAAAUGUAACAAUAACUGUUUUAUUUAAUCAUGGUUGCAUUAUUAAACAAAGAAAUAUGUCACUAUUUUUUUGCAGCUAAAUAUUAGUAUUUCAAACUCACUCA